Molecule: messenger RNA, 6247 nt
Organism: Synchiropus splendidus (mandarinfish)
Lineage: Eukaryota; Metazoa; Chordata; Actinopteri; Syngnathiformes; Callionymidae
Product: myosin-10-like
Exons: 38
Coding region: 189-6113 (1974 amino acids)
Cellular component (GO): myosin complex
Molecular function (GO): cytoskeletal motor activity; ATP binding; actin filament binding
Source: RefSeq, a predicted model, not a curated record
CGAGUGUUUGCUCGUGAGCGCAUCGAUCCGGGGCAGGAGGAGGGGCCCAGCGCAGCCGAGCUGAGCCCGGACUCUCUGCUGCGGGUCACUGAGCUGCAGCCUCAGACUUCACGACUGAAGUCCGCUGAAGACGGAGCGGAUCGAACACAGAACCAGGAGGCCUCAUCGCUCUGGCAGCCGUGAACACCAUGUCUCACCGGAGCAGCCAAGAAGACCCGGAGCGCUACCUGUUCGUGGACCGCGCAGUGGUCUACAAUCCUGCCACGCAGGCCGACUGGACGGCCAAGAAGCUAGUGUGGGUUCCGUCAGAGCGCCAUGGCUUUGAGGCGGCCAGCAUCCGCGAGGAGCGCUGCGAGGAGGUCCUGGUGGAGCUGGCCGAGAACGGCAAGAAGGUCUCCGUCAACAAGGACGACGUCCAGAAGAUGAACCCGCCCAAGUUCAGCAAGGUGGAGGACAUGGCCGAGCUGACGUGUCUGAACGAGGCCUCGGUGCUGCACAACCUGAAGGACCGCUACUACUCUGGACUCAUCUACACCUACUCCGGGCUCUUCUGCGUGGUCAUCAACCCGUACAAGAACCUGCCCAUCUACUCGGAGAACAUCAUCGAGAUGUACCGCGGCAAGAAGCGGCACGAGAUGCCUCCGCACAUCUACGCCAUCUCGGAGUCCGCGUACCGCUGCAUGCUGCAAGAUCGUGAAGACCAGUCCAUCCUGUGCACAGGAGAGUCUGGGGCUGGUAAGACGGAGAACACCAAGAAGGUGAUACAGUACUUGGCCCACGUCGCCUCGUCGCACAAGGGACGGAAGGACCACAACAUUCCGGGCGAGUUGGAACGCCAGCUGCUGCAAGCAAAUCCCAUCUUGGAGUCGUUCGGGAACGCCAAGACGGUGAAGAAUGACAACUCAUCACGCUUCGGCAAAUUCAUCAGGAUCAACUUCGACGUGGCGGGCUACAUUGUGGGCGCCAACAUCGAGACCUACCUGUUGGAGAAGUCCCGGGCCAUCCGACAGGCCAAGGACGAGAGGACCUUCCACAUCUUCUACCGGCUGCUGGCGGGAGCAGGGGAGCACCUGCGUACCGACCUGCUCCUCGAGGGCUUCACCUCCUACCGCUUCCUGUCCAACGGCAACAUUCCCAUCCCUGGGCAGCAGGACAAGGAGAACUUCCAGGAGACCAUGGAGGCCAUGCACAUCAUGAGCUUUUCCCACGAAGAGAUUGUCUGUAUGCUGAAGGUGGUGUCUGCCGUCCUGCAGUUCGGGAACGUCGUUUUCAAGAAGGAGAGGAACACGGACCAGGCCUCCAUGCCCGAGAACACGGCCGCGCAGAAACUCUGCCACCUGCUGGGCAUGAAUGUGAUGGAGUUCACCCGAGCAAUCCUGACGCCGAGGAUCAAGGUGGGCCGAGACUACGUGCAGAAGGCUCAGACCAAAGAGCAGGCGGACUUCGCAGUGGAGGCGCUGGCGAAGGCGACGUAUGAGCGUCUGUUCCGCUGGCUGGUCCACCGGAUCAACAAAGCUCUGGACCGGACCAAACGGCAGGGCGCCUCCUUCAUCGGGAUCCUGGACAUCGCUGGCUUCGAGAUCUUUGAGCUGAACUCCUUCGAGCAGCUCUGCAUCAACUACACCAACGAGAAGCUGCAGCAGCUCUUCAACCACACCAUGUUCGUGCUGGAGCAGGAGGAGUACCAGCGCGAGGGCAUCGAGUGGAGCUUCAUCGACUUCGGUCUGGACCUGCAGCCCUGCAUCGACCUCAUCGAGAGGCCGAACAACCCGCCCGGGAUCCUGGCUCUCCUGGACGAGGAGUGCUGGUUCCCCAAGGCCACUGACAAGACCUUCGUGGACAAGGUGCUGCAGGAGCAGGGCAACCACAGCAAGUUCCAGAAGCCGCGUCAGCUGAAGGACAAAGCCGACUUCUGCAUCAUCCACUACGCCGGGAGGGUGGACUACAAGGCGGACGAGUGGCUGAUGAAGAACAUGGAUCCUCUGAAUGACAACGUGGCCACACUGCUCCACCAGUCGACGGACAAGUUUGUGGCCGAGCUCUGGAAGGAUGUGGACAGGAUCGUGGGUCUGGACCAGGUGGCCGGCAUGAAUGAGACGGCGUUCGGCGCCGCAUACAAGACGAAGAAGGGGAUGUUCCGCACGGUGGGUCAGCUCUACAAGGAGCAGCUGUCCAAGCUGAUGGCAACGCUCCGGAACACCAACCCCAACUUCGUCCGCUGCAUCAUCCCCAACCAUGAGAAGAGGGCUGGGAAACUGGACCCUCACCUAGUUCUGGACCAGCUGCGCUGCAACGGCGUCCUGGAGGGGAUCCGGAUCUGCAGACAGGGAUUCCCUAACCGUAUCGUCUUCCAGGAGUUCAGACAGAGGUACGAGAUCCUGACCCCCAACGCCAUCCCCAAGGGCUUCAUGGAUGGGAAACAGGCCUGCGAGAGGAUGAUCAGGGCUCUGGAGCUGGAUGGGAACCUGUUCCGUAUCGGGCAGAGCAAGAUCUUCUUCCGGGCCGGGGUCCUGGCCCACCUGGAGGAGGAGCGUGACCUGAAGAUCACCGACAUCAUCAUCUACUUCCAAGCUGUCUGUCGGGGAUAUCUGGCUCGGAAAUCUUUUGCCAAGAAGCAGCAGCAGCUGAGCGCGCUGAAGGUUCUGCAGAGGAACUGCUUCGCCUACCUGAAGCUGCGGCACUGGCAGUGGUGGAGACUGUUCACCAAGGUGAAGCCGCUGCUGCAGGUGACACGGCAGGAGGAGGAGAUGCAGGCCAAAGACGAGGAGCUGCUGAAGGUGAAGGAGAAGCAGAUGAAGGUCGAAGGCGAGCUGAUGGACAUGGAGAGGAAACACCAACAGAUGGCGGAGGAGAAGAACAUCCUGGCCGAACAGCUGCAAGCGGAGACGGAGCUCUUCGCAGAGGCUGAGGAGAUGAGAGCUCGACUGGCUUCUAAGAAACAAGAGCUGGAGGAGAUUCUUCAUGACCUGGAGUCCAGGCUGGAGGAGGAGGAGGAGCGCAACCAGAGCAUGCAGGGCGAGAAGAAGAAGAUGCAGACGCACAUCCAGGACCUGGAGGAGCAGCUGGACGAGGAGGAGGCAGCACGGCAGAAGCUCCAGUUGGAGAAAGUGACGGCUGAGGCCAAGAUGAAGAAGUACGAGGAGAGCAUCCUGCUGCUGGAGGAUCAGAACUCCAAGUUCAUGAAGGAGAAGAAGCUGAUGGAGGAGCGCAUCAGCGAGGUGACGUCACUGCUUGCUGAGGAGGAGGAGAAGGCCAAGAACCUGAACAAGCUGAGGAACAAGCAAGAGAUAAUGAUGGCCGACUUGGAAGAGCGCUUGAAGAAGGAGGAGAAGACGCGUCAAGAACUGGAGAAGGCCAAGAGGAAGCUGGAUGGAGAAACCUCCGAUUGCCAGGACCAGAUCACCGAGCUGCAGGCGCAGAUCGAGGAGGUGAAGUCUCAACUGAUGAAGAGGGAGGAGGAGCAGCAGACACUGCAGGCCAGGGGCGAGGAGGAGAUGUCCCACAAGAACAAUGCUCUGAAGCAAGUGAGGGAGCUUCAGGCCCAGCUGGCUGAGCUGCAGGAGGACCUGGAGUCGGAGAAACAGGCGCGGAACAAGGCGGAGAAACUGAAGCGGGACCUGAGCGAGGAGCUGGAGGCUCUGAAGACGGAGCUGGAGGACACGCUGGACACCACAGCGGCGCAGCAGGAGCUCCGAACCAAGCGGGAGCAGGAGGUGACAGAGCUGAAGAAGGCCAUAGAGGAGGAGACCAAGAACCACGAAGCUCAGAUCCAGGAGAUGCGUCAGCGGCACGGCGCCGCUCUGGAGGAGCUGUCGGAGCAGCUGGAGCAGGCCAAGAGGUUCAAGGCCAACCUGGAGAAGACCAAGCAGAGCCAGGAGACCGUCAACAAGGAGUUGGCCGGGGAGGUCAAGUGUCUUCAGCAGGCCAAGAGUGACUCGGAGCACAAGAGGAAGAAGCUGGAGGGACAACUGCAGGAGUCAGCGGCCCGGGUCAGCGAGGGAGAGCGGAGCAGGACGGAGCUGGCCGAGCGCGUUCACAAGCUCCAGAUGGAGCUGGACGGCGUGUCUGCUCAGCUGGAGGACGCAGAGAGGAAGAACAUCAAGAUGACCAAGGAUGUGUCCGGACUGGAGAGCCAGCUGCAGGACUCCCAGGAGCUGCUGCAGGAGGAGACCCGGCAGAAGCUGAACCUGAGCGGCAGGAUCCGCCAGCUGGAGGAGGAGAAGAGCGGCCUACAGGAGCAGCAGGAGGAGGACGAGGAAGCACGCAAGAACCUGGAGAAGCAGCUGCUGACGCUGCAGGCCCACCUGUCCGAGAGCAGGAAGAAGUUGGAGGAGGACUCGGGGACCGUGGAGGGUCUGGAGGAGACUAAGAAGAAGCUGCAGAAGGAGCUGGAGCUGUCGGCUCAGCGUCUGGAGGAGAAGACUGCGGCUUUUGAGAAGUUGGAGAAGACAAAGACACGUCUGCAGCAGGAGCUGGACGACCUAAGCGUGGACCUGGACCACCAGAGACAGACCGUGUCUAACCUGGAGAAGAAGCAGAAAAAGUUUGACCAGAUGCUGGCAGAGGAGAAGAGCGUCUCGGCCCGCUUCGCUGAGGAGCGCGACCGGGCCGAGGCCGAGGCCAGAGAGAAGGAGACCAAAGCUCUGUCCAUGACCCGGGCACUGGACGAGGCCUUGGAGGCCAAGGAGGAGCUGGAGAGGGUCAACAAGCAGCUGCGGGCCGAGAUGGAGGAUCUGAUGAGCUCCAAGGACGACGUGGGCAAGAACGUCCACGAGCUGGAGAAGUCCAAGCGGACGAUGGAGCAGCAGCUGGAGGAGAUGAAGACGCAGCUGGAGGAGCUGGAGGACGAGCUGCAGGCCACCGAGGACGCCAAGCUGCGUCUGGAGGUCAACAUGCAGGCCAUGAAGGCCCAGUACGAGCGGGACCUUCAGGGCCGCGACGACCAGAACGACGAGAAGAAGCGGGCGCUGGUCAAGCAGGUGCGCGAGAUGGAGGUGGAGCUUGAGGAUGAGAGGAAGCAGCGAGCGUUCGCCGUCGCCGCCAAGAAGAAGCUGGAGGUCGACUUGAAGGACGCCGAGGCACUGACGGCGGCAGCUGCCAAAGCUCGCGAUGAAGCCAUCAAGCAGCUGCGCAAACUCCAGGCCCAGAUGAAGGACUAUCAGAGGGAGCUGGAGGAUGCUCGGGCGUCUAGGGACGACAUCUUUGCUUUGUCCAAGGAGACUGAGAAGAAGCUGAAGAGUCUGGAGGCCGAGAUCAUGCAGCUGCACGAGGACCUGGCAGCAUCUGAGCGAGGCCGGCGCCACGCGGAGCAGGAGCGGGACGAGCUGCAGGACGAAAUCUCCAACAGCACAUCUGGAAAAUCUGCUCUGAUGGAGGAGAAGCGGCGGCUGGAAGCUCGGAUCGCUCAGCUGGAGGAGGAGCUGGAGGAGGAACAAGGCAACAUGGAGCUGCUGAAUGACCGCUUCAGGAAGUCCACCCUGCAGGUGGACUCGCUGAGCACCGAGCUGAGCGCCGAGCGCAGCGGCGGUCAGAAGAGCGAGAACGCUCGGCAGCAGCUGGAGCGCCAGAACAAGGAGCUGAAGGCCAAACUGGGCGAGCUGGAGUCUUCAGUGAAGAGCCGCUUCAAGAACUCCAUCACGGCGCUGGAGGCCAAGGUCUGUCAGCUGGAGGAGCAGCUGGAGCAGGAGGCCAGGGAGCGCAGCGCAGCCAACAAGCUGGUGAGGAGAACCGAGAAGAAGCUGAAGGAGCUGUGCAUGCAGGUGGAGGACGAGCGCAGACACGCCGACCAGUUCAAAGAGCAGCUGGAGAAGUCCUCCUCCCGGAUGAAGCAGCUGAAGCGCCAGCUGGAAGAGGCGGAGGAGGAGGCCACUCGUGCCAACGCCUUCCGCAGGAAGCUGCAGAGGGAGCUGGACGACGCCACCGAGGCCAGCGAGGGUCUGAGCAGAGAAGUGCACUCGCUCAAGAACCGGCUCAGGCGCAGCGGUCCCCUCAGCUUCCCCUCCAGUCGGCCCGGCAGACGUCCGCUGCAGGUGGAGGGGACCUCUCUGGACCUGCAGUCGGACGACGAGCCGGAGAACAAGGUGGCGGAGGACGGCGAGCCGCAGCCGGAGUGACCCCGUCGCCCCCCUCGCCCUCCUCCUCCGGGCCCUUUUAUAAACAUGGUCCUCGCCUCGCGUUCGUCCCCAUCAUUGUUGAAAUAAAAAUGUUUCUGAGGGAGCUUCGUGACGUGUGUGAGGGGUGAGUCACA